UCAGAAUUUGAGCUGAAAUCUGCAGGACAGCGUUUGAGGAACCCCACUUUAGAGAUUCACUUACAGACAUCGGAAGAAAUGGGUGAGGAAAGACUUACAGCAGAACAAACAGAAACCUGUCAGAAAACAGCGUCCAAACCAUCAGAUUACUGUGGUCAACUGCUCCGCUACAAACCACAUGGCUUUUCUGCCUCCGUCAUUACUAAAGCUCUGUUGGGGCUGCUGGUGUUCGGGGUGGUCUGGGCCGUGACGGGACCCUCGUGUCUGCCGGGUCAGAACCUCUUCGGCCUGGUGAUUCUGUUCCUGUCGGCCGUGUGUGGAGGAAAACUCAUCAGCGUCGUCAGAUUACCCAGAACCCCUCCAGUACCAGCUCUACUGGGGAUGCUGCUGGCCGGUGUGGUGUUGCGUAAUGUGCCGUACGUCACAGACGCUGUGUAUAUUGAUCAGAACUGGUCUGCGGCUCUGAGGAACGUGUCUCUUGCCGUGAUUCUCACCAGAGCCGGUCUGGGACUCAACGCUGCUAGGAACAAAAUCACUCUCACAGACCUUUUCCUGGACUGUGCCCGGCUGCUGGAACGACCUCCCGAUCUCAAUUCGAGCAGCUGA
Molecule: messenger RNA, 606 nt
Organism: Sinocyclocheilus grahami
Lineage: Eukaryota; Metazoa; Chordata; Actinopteri; Cypriniformes; Cyprinidae
Product: mitochondrial sodium/hydrogen exchanger 9B2-like
Exons: 6
Coding region: 79-606 (175 amino acids)
Source: RefSeq, a predicted model, not a curated record